Molecule: messenger RNA, 888 nt
Organism: Dujonia railenensis
Lineage: Eukaryota; Fungi; Ascomycota; Pichiomycetes; Serinales; Debaryomycetaceae
Source: the annotation of a GenBank genome assembly
AUGUCCUCGCCCACUAGAUACAACAGAUCGGUGUUGUCGCCCAAGCCAAGCAACACCCGGCCCUCGCCAACGAAGGCCAAUUCAUUUGAGUCGCCUAUUGCAAACCAUCGCUUAAGGUUAGUCUCCCCAUCAAAGCUGCACCUGCAACCCAUUUCCAGGAAAUCAUCACCUCCAAAGAAACAGCAGCCAGGCCAGCUUUCUUUCAAGAUUUUCGAAGAUCCAAUCAAGCCAUCAUCACAAGAUUCAGCCGAGGUCCGAGAAGAAGAAGACUUUCCAUCCUUAGACAAAGAAAACAAGUCUAACUCAAAGAGCACCCCACUUUCCAACAAGCAAAAUCAUUCGGACCAGGAAAAUAUCCUCCAACCUUCAAAAAGGGGACUUAUUAGGUCUCCAUCUUCAUUAUCUGUCAAUAGAGCACCUUUAGCUCAGUUGAACGUUCACGAUUUCCCCGGCUACAUAACCAGUGCCUUUGGCAAUGGGUUUGGUAGCGGAGCUCACAGACCAAUGAAGUUGACCGAGCCAUGGAUCCCCCCUAAUUCCAACAACGAGCAGAAAUCUCUUCAAAAGUUCCAUACUGGGAUUCCUUCAUUCAUAACCCCUCCAAGAAACCUGAGGUAUAUCAGACUAGAUGCAGUCAUGAAGGACUUUGCGUCAACUACAUUGACUGAGAAGUACUUAUUUAGGUCUAACGUUCCUAUGUUUGACGAAGAGGAAGAAUUGAGAGAGGAAAGCUUACAGAAGCAACAGCAAAAUGAGGAUGAAUUGGAAAUUCAUCUUCAACGUAAAGCCAAUCGCAUCCAAACGAGGAAAAGAAGUCACUCAGUUGGCAAAAAUGAAAGUAAGUUGAAGUUGGUCAAGAAGAACAGCUUUACAAUUUUGUCAACCUGA